This is a messenger RNA of Misgurnus anguillicaudatus (oriental weatherfish), 2106 nucleotides long. It is a transcript of the gene pklr, whose product is annotated as pyruvate kinase L/R. Gene Ontology annotation, biological process: glycolytic process. NCBI's taxonomy places the organism in Eukaryota, Metazoa, Chordata, Actinopteri, Cypriniformes, Cobitidae. The record is from RefSeq and is a predicted model, not a curated record. Gene Ontology annotation, molecular function: potassium ion binding; magnesium ion binding; pyruvate kinase activity.
GUUGAGUGUGUCUGUGUGUUGUGUGCGUGUGUUGAGUGUGUGUGUGUGUGUGUGUGUGUGUAGGUGUGUGAUGUCAGCAGUCCUUCAGGUUGCUCUGGAGAACUUCAUUGUAUCUUCAGGUGUCUAAAGUCGCAGAUUUCUUCAAGACCAGGACAUCUUUAGCUCGUAUCAGACGUUACUCUGAUGUGAUGGCUCUAUCAGACUCAUUUAUACAGAAGCAGCUUUUGGACGCAUCAAUGGCCGACACCUUCCUGGAGCAUUUGUGUCUACUGGACAUCGAUCAGGAGCCAAUCACAGCUCGCAACACCAGCAUCAUCUGUACCAUCGGCCCCGCCUCCAGAUCAGUCACAAAACUGCAGGAGAUGGUCAGGGCUGGAAUGAACAUCGCCCGGCUGAACUUCUCUCAUGGUUCUCAUGAAUAUCAUGGAGAGACGAUCCGUAACAUCCGUGAGGCUGUGGAGACGUUGACCUCUGACCCACUGUACUACAGGCCGGUGGCCAUCGCCCUGGACACUAAAGGUCCAGAGAUUCGCACAGGACUUGUUCAAGGGCGUGCAGAUGCUGAGGUCACACUGGAGCGGGGGGCUUCAGUCCGGAUUGUAACGGAAGAUUGUGAGCGCGAUAAGACGGACGGAUCGGUUAUAUGGAUGGAUUACAGCAGCCUGCCCCAGGUGUUGAAGCGAGGAAGCAGAAUAUAUAUUGAUGAUGGUCUGCUCGCUCUCAAAGUCCUGGAGAUAGGGGACACAUGGGUAGAGACUCGUGUUGAGAACGGGGGAAUUCUGGGUAGUCGUAAGGGUGUCAAUCUGCCUGGGUGUGAGCUGGUGAACCUGCCCGCCGUCAGCGAUCGAGAUCGUUCCGAUCUGCUGUUCGGUGUGGAACAGGGCGUCGAUAUCGUCUUCGCCUCCUUCAUUCGUUCGGCAGAGGACGUGCGGGCCGUGAGGCAGGCGUUGGGACCCAAAGGCAAAAAUAUUCAAGUCAUCAGCAAAGUGGAGAGUAGACAAGGUGUACAGAACUUCGAUGAGAUUUUGAAGGAGAGCGAUGGCGUUAUGGUCGCCCGAGGUGACCUGGGCAUUGAGAUUCCUGCAGAGAAAGUCUUCAUUGCGCAGAAGAUGAUGAUCGGACGCUGUAACUCAGCAGGAAAACCGGUCAUCUGUGCUACACAGAUGUUGGAGAGUAUGAUGCAUCACCCGCGUCCCACCCGUGCAGAAAGCAGCGACGUUGCUAAUGCUGUGUUGGAUGGAGCAGAUUGUGUGAUGCUGUCUGGAGAAACAGCUAAAGGACUCUUCCCUGUCAAAGCCGUUGCCAUGAUGCACUCGAUCUGUCGUGAGGCGGAGGCUGCCAUCUUUCACCAGCAGCUGUUUGAAGAACUGCGACGUUUGACUCCUCUGAGCUCUGACCCAACAGAGGUGACGGCCAUCGGAGCCGUAGAGUCCUCCUUUAAAUGCUGCGCGGGAGCCAUCAUUGUCAUUACCACAUCCGGCAGAUCAGCUCAUUUGUUAUCUCGAUAUCGUCCUCGCUGCCCCAUCAUCGCCGUCACUCGCAAUGCUCAGGUUGCCCGCCAGUCACAGCUUCUCCGUGGUGUUUUCCCCGCCCUUUUCUCAGCUCCGCCCACUGAAGUCUGGGCCGAUGACGUAGACAACCGAGUGACGUUUGCUAUGGACAUCGGUAAAGCUCGGGCCUUCUUUAAACCCGGUGAUUUGGUCAUAGUGGUGACCGGAUGGAGUCCUGGGUCAGGGCACACCAACAUCAUGAGGGCGGUUACAGUGCCCUGAAUCGCUGCUUCUGAUUGGUCAAAGUGUCUUACUGACAGUCCCAGUGGUUGUCAAUCCUGGUCCUGGAGUCCCGCAUGUGUCCUGCACAUUUUUCUCUUAUCUCUGCUAAUGAUUUAAAUCAGCUGUGUUAAAUAAGGAUUGAGAAGCACUGACAUAGACGACUUAAUUGAUCUGUGUGUGAUCCGCUAAUGAAUCCACAGCUGAGUUUAGCUUCAGGAAUACUGUGAGUAUCUCUGAGACGUACGUGAGAAGAACGCUUACAUGCUGAUUCUGUGUCAGUGUUGACUUCCGUCCAUCACAUCUGAUCCUUUCAAUAAAAUGAAAUCCGUCACAA